AACACGCGUUAAGUUUGCAGACCGAAGCAACAACUGAGGAAGCUCCUCCUUUGCAGCACAUCUGGAACAGUGGAAGAGCGGAGAGGCAUAUAAAAACAACUCUGUCUGGGUCUUUUUGCAUCUGGACUAACCAGGACAACAUCUUACACCUGAGUUGGUGAGAAAAAAACUGCAAGUGCAACUGCUCCACCUGACUUUUCACUGCUGGUUUCCUGAACGCACCCCAGAGCUGCAUUUAAAGCCUCUCCGAACACGGGGUCAAACUUCAACCUGUUCAUCAUCACAGAUUGACAGCAGAUACAAACUGCAGCCGAAGCAUGACGGGGGAGGAAAAAGAAAAAAAAACAGCUCAGCCACAAAGAUGCCACUAGGGGGAGGAAACAAGUGCGGCCAAUGUCAAAAGGCAGUUUACUUCGCAGAAGAGGUACUCUGUGACGGGCGGAGUUUCCACAAGUCCUGCUUCCUGUGCAUGGUUUGCAGGAAGAACUUGGACAGCACAACUGUUGCCGUUCAUAAUGAUGAAGUUUACUGCAAAGCAUGCUACAACAAGAAGUAUGGACCAAAAGGCUACGGUUACGGCCAGGGAGCGGGAACCCUCAGCAUGGACAAGGGAGAGUCUCUGGGUAUUACACAUGAAGAACCUGCUCCUCAUCAUUCUACCAGCAACCCAAACCCAUCCAGACUGGCUCAGAAAUUUGGAGGUUCAGACAAGUGUCCUCGCUGUGGCAAGGCUGUCUACGCAGCUGAGAAAGUGAUCGGAGCUGGGAGUGCAUGGCAUAAGAUUGGAUGUUUCACCUGUGUCACAUGUGGGAAGAGCCUUGAGUCAACCACACUGGCUGACAAGGAUGGAGAAAUAUACUGCAAAGCCUGUUACGGCAAAAACUUUGGACCCAAAGGGUUUGGGUACGGAAUUGGAGCCGGGGCGUUGGCGCAUACUCAGUAGACGCCAUCGUGCUCUUCAGUGUUUUCUCGAAUGCUGCACUACUAUGUUCAUCCUGCAGAGGGCAGACUGCGACAAUAAACAUGCACCUUAUAGACACAUGCUCAAUGAAAAGCUGCAUCACAAAAAACUAACACCAUCUUAGUCUCAGACUUAUAGCUAGUUCUGCCACAUACAUACAUAACCAACACUCAAUACUGAAAUAUUACCUAUCUGUUUCAACAAAGCCGCAUUGAUUUGCACUCUGCCGUACAUUUAUUUCCCUCUUCUUAUUGUGAGGCUGUCAAAUGAAAUGUCAGCAAUAGUCUGUGUAAUAGAGUUAUAUGUGCUUGCUUAUAUGUUAUGCUUAACAGGAUGAUAAUAAAUAAACUGGGAGCAUAUUAA
Molecule: messenger RNA, 1324 nt
Organism: Scatophagus argus
Lineage: Eukaryota; Metazoa; Chordata; Actinopteri; Scatophagidae
Gene: csrp1a
Product: cysteine and glycine-rich protein 1a
Exons: 7
Coding region: 362-943 (193 amino acids)
Biological process (GO): sarcomere organization; muscle tissue development
Cellular component (GO): nucleus; Z disc; cytoplasm
Molecular function (GO): structural constituent of muscle; actinin binding
Source: RefSeq, a predicted model, not a curated record